Messenger RNA from Lottia gigantea (owl limpet), 1519 nucleotides. RefSeq lists its product as hypothetical. The transcript is spliced from 2 exons. The record is from RefSeq and is a predicted model, not a curated record. Bases 99 to 767 code for a protein of 222 amino acids. NCBI's taxonomy places the organism in Eukaryota, Metazoa, Mollusca, Gastropoda, Lottiidae.
AAUCUCUUUUGGUGUUGGCGCGUGCAGGCAGGUUACGAGUUAAAAGAGCCGAGGAAACCAGCCAGGCCGGGAAAUUGAACCAGACGAGAAGUCUCAAAAUGGCGGGAUUACAAAUACCAUUUAAGGUCACUGAAGGCUAUCUGGGACCCCAGAGUAAAUUUGAAGCGUAUGGAUUAGAAAUGUUGGCUCAUCCCGACCCUAUAAUUGACAUGGCGGGUCCGACCACUGAAAUUAUCAUGAAAACACUACCCGGAACAAGAGUGACCACGAAGAUGUUAUCAACAGCUUUAAAGAAAGAAUGUAACGAAUAUCAUCUGAUUCGUCGUCAAGGAGACAACUUCCUGUUCUUGCUGGCUCCACCACAUCCAGGCUUUUAUAAAUUCCAGAUUUACGCUUUGCCGAAAGGUGAAGCGGGGCCAAGCAUGCAAGGCGUAUUUAAUUACAUCGUUCAUUGUCCGAAUCCAGAAAACGAUAUUCCAUUUCCAAAACAAUAUCCACAAUUUAAAGAUGGCGGCUACCUCACUGAACCGUUAAAAAUACCCAAAGGCAAUCGUGAUCCAGAAGUGAAAUUUAACGUUUCUGUACCGAACUCUUCUGAUGUUCAGGUCAAGGUCAACAAUGACUGGAAUCCAUUGGAGCAGACGUCACCAGGUACCUGGGAGGGCUUGGUUGAUCUCAGUAAGAAUUAUCCCCCAGGGGCUAAAGUGAAACUGAAUUGUAAAUUUGGAGGACACAACUAUAAUACUCUUCUAGAAUAUACUAUUUAAAGGAGAUUGAAAUUAUAAUAUAUUUAAUGGAAGCCAAUUGGGAUUGAUUCAACUGAUUGUAAAGAAGUUUUAUUAACUUUUAAUGUGUAUUGGGGACACCAAGAGCAUUGGCAUCGAUUGGCACCAUUACAUUUUUCAAUCAGACAACUUACUGAGGUUCUAAUAAAACUAUAACGUUUUAUUACGUCACUAUCGCAAACGUUGCUAAUGAUAUAAUAAAAGAACCUUGUGAUAACUCUCUUAGUUAUGUAAGAACCACAGAUGUCUGACUGGAAAUCGGAAUGGUGUAUAUUGAUGCAAUCAGUGUCCCAAAUAAACAUGCUCUUUACAAUCUCUCACAUUUCAAUUAAGGCAAACAAUGGAAGCUUUCUACUAUGUCAUAAUCGCAUAUUUAUUGGUUUGUUUAUAUUAAAAAUAUUAUUACUGAAAGAAUUAUGCUUGGAUAUAUUGUGUUUGCAUUUUUGCAGGAAUUCUCCCCUGUUUGUUGAGAAGCACUGGCCUUGCCUGAAGCGAGCGAGAUGAGGUUUUCUAUAUGGAAAUUGUUCUCGAGACUUAUGUAAGGGAAAUAACUACAUAUUAGUCAUAGCAAACGAACUCUUUGUUGAUCAAUUAGAUAUUCCAUCUGGAUAAGAUCUGGAAGUGAACACGUUUAUUGCUAUGCCCUUGCUGUACUAUAAUCUAGAAUACUAUGUUUGUUGUUAUAGAAAAUAUUUAAGUAAAUUAUAUCGAUUAUUAAACAUGUUUCAGGACUC